GCGGUCUUCUGCGAGGGAAAUGGAGGCGACGGCGACGAUGGAUAUCGUUGUGGUCUACAAGCGCCAGGAAUAUUACGUUGCAACACAAGCUUCAUCAGAUCGGAAGACGCUUCUAGUAGAUCUACUGCAAUGCCAGCUGCUAUCUCUCUUGGGAGCGAUGCCAGAAGAGCAGACCUUGAUGUCCUCCAGUGGGGAGAUCCUGUACUCACCUAGCAAGAGUGAUGUGGCCACCAUCGCAGUGUCCAUCGAGACUCGACCUCGGUUCUUCCUCUUUUCGAGAUCUGAAUCCAGCCCUAAAGUGCCGGAAAUGGCAAGUGACUGGCGACAAAUCUGCACAAAGUGUACCUUCGGAGACACUGCAGUGGUACAACCAGCCUUUCGAAAGAUUUCGCCGAGUGGAGGGGACCCACUAGCUACUCUCAUCUGUGAACCAUGUGCCAGGACCUGCACGACAGAUUUCCAGCCUGUAAACCCUAUGGAGUGGAAUGCGUCCGAUACAUUAACGUCGCGGUUCAUCUCUGAUGUCACUAUUGUUGCCGGUGAAGUGGACAUCGCUGCGCCGUCAGGGUUCAUGAAGCUGCCUGUGGAUUUGAAUUACUCUGCGUCGGGUGACUAUGUGUAUCUAUGUGUAAAGCGUGGUGGACUGCGUGCGCUGACGCAGCUCCACGUGCUCGUUGGACAACAUGAAGACGCAGUGGAUACCUCCACUUCAGCCGGAGACCCAGAAAAAGUGAUUAAUGUCGAUUGUAACAGCGGUGAUCCGACUGAAACGAGUAUUCAUAUCGGGUAUGACUCGGUGCAACUCAAAGGUAACAUGGAGCAGCUUGAGACGCUGGCUAUCACUGACAUCGCUGUUGUUGUCGGCGAUCAACCCGCCCCAUCGUCCGAGUACAUAAAGAUUACACGGAAUCUGAACGAAGGUGCUUUAGGCUCUGAAUCUGUGUUCCUGUACUAUCGACUGGCACCUCUCGGUGGAUUCGUGUGCGAUUCGAGUCGAGAGCACAGCGAGUUCGGUGAGUGUCUUUUUGGAGCUCGUCAUUUGGCUGGAGUGAAAAGUAUACUUGAUUUAAAUGCGUCGCAAUUGAGUGCUCAAACUACGUUGGCAGCCGAUCGUCGACGUGGGGAUAUGACGUUAAUGGAUGCUCACUAUCGUCAACACCAGCCAGGUAUGUUGCAGCGACUACAGAGUGGAUUGCAGCGAGCACAGUCCUAUGAGAAUAAGCAGAUGCAAGAGGAAGCGCUCAAGCGUAUCCCAGUGGAAACGCUACACGAACGCGCACGAGCUAACCCGUCGCCAAUGCCGUCGUACCAGGAUGAGCUGGUCAAACAGUUACUCCAUUGGUUUAAGCGCGAGUUCUUUACGUGGAUGAACCAGCCUCGAUGCUCGGCUUGUAACCACGAGAGGACUCGAUCAGUGCGAACAGAAGGACCCAAUACUCCCGAAGAAAGAGCUGGCCAAGCAAGUCGUGUUGAGGUGUACAUGUGUUCCGCAUGUAGAGCCUUCACUCGAUUCCCUCGUUAUAAUGAUCCAGUUAAGCUGCUAGAUACUCGUACUGGACGUUGCGGCGAAUGGGCGAACUGCUUUACUCUCUGUUGUCGUGCGAUGGGCUUCGAGGCACGUUACGUUUUGGAUGUGACGGACCAUGUGUGGACGGAGGUAUACUCGGAGCAUUUUAAGCGAUGGCUACACUGUGAUUCGUGCGAAGAUCAACUUGAUUGUCCUCUGACGUAUGAGGUCGGCUGGGGUAAAAACCUGUCGUACAUUUUCUCAUUCGCUCAUGACGAAGUGGCUGACACGGCGAGGAGAUACACCCAGAACUGGGCCGAGAUGCGCGCAAGACGUCAAGAUGUCAGCGAAACGUGGCUACAGACGACUAUCAGCCAGAUUAACCAGAGCUUACGCGAGCGGCAAACCCCGGAGAGAGUAGCAAUUUUGACAGCACGUGCUCAAAGCGAGCGUGAGGAGCUACUUCGUGGACGCUCUGUUCAAAAGUCGGAGGUUAAGGGCCGUGUGUCAGGCUCUGCUGAAUGGAAAAGUCAACGGAAGGAAGAUGGAAAGGAAGGAGAUGUACCCAAAGACGCUGCAAGCUCGUCGGCUUCAGUGAAGCCAGCCUCUGCUGUGUCAGCUGCAGAUAUUCUGCAGGAUAUCUGUAGGAAUCUGGUGGUUGGUUGUCAAUCUCCAGGAUGUUCGAACCCCUAUUGCUUUACUGGUCGCACGGGAUUGAGUUUCCCAGAAGUAUCCGAUGUCAAUGAGCGAGCUGCACAAGCUAUUCAAGUGGUGACAGCUCUGAGUGCAAAGGGACUCUCGUCGGAAUCCCUGUUGCAGUUGCAGUGUUCAAAGAGGUUGGAGCUCCGCAGCCUUCUGUGGAGAAAACACCCAUUGUUGUAUUUGCCGUUGCAAGAUCCUCCUUCCAGAGAUGGCAGUGUGCCUUUGAUCGACAUUUCGGGUCAUGAUCGUCACGUGGAGAACUCGCAGCACUGUGCACUUCGUAAACCUUUCCGGAUUCCACUUUCAGGCCGGGCAAUUGAUACUGAUAACGGGAAUCAAAACGGUGAUGGAGCGUUUGGAAUGCUGCUGCAUGGAGGCAAAUUCUUAGCUAUCCCUGGAGAGGUUGUGCCACACGCCACCGGCAUUGUGCUAUCAUUUCUCGUGCGCAUCGAUCAAAUUGAGGGACUGACAGCAAAGAAAUCGGAUGUGGUGACUGCUCUAAAUAUGAAGCUGGAUGCUGCCAACUCAGCAACCUCGGUGGAAUUUCGUGUCAGCUGGAGUCAAACUCAGCGGGAGUUCUCUUGUGAGCUUGAGGCCGAUAAUAAGGCGCAGAAGGGUAGCGUGGUGCUAGCGUUUGGACAAUAUGCACAUGUCACUAUAGUGCGAGGCGAACACUCUAUCACAGCUUACGUCAACGGAAUGGAGGCAGCAGUGCUGGAUGGAGAUUUUCAAGCGAGUGGACAAGAUAUCACUAUACAGGGACCUGCGAGUGGCUCUUCGGAUCUCACUGCUGUUAUCAGUCAUGUAGCCGUGAUCCCAACGAAGACUCUUGAAGAUGUAAAAGCUUUCUGUGCCGACAUGAAAGAGAACUUCGUAUCUGCUCCACCAUUGAAGGCAUUUGGACCCAAUGGAGAGCGCGGUGAUGAGAGAUGUUCUGAAGCUGUAGCUGGAGCGCAGUCAGGAUAUCGUGUUGCACGAGUCUUGAGUACGUCGAGUACUUCUCUUUGUAUUCGUACGAAAAAGAGGUGGCUACGUGGGUUCUAACAGUAUUUUGUUGUCGUUGUUGAAUGAAGUGUGGGGUGGUGAAUUCUUCGACGGACUCCAGUUUGUGUACCAAAACGUCAGCGACGCAAAUGCUACGUCUACAGUUUUCGGUACGCUGGUGGGAAAUGGCACCGCCAAGCGUCAAGCAUCACAACCUACCAUCACUCUUGAUUUGCUUGAGGAUGAGGUUGUUACGCGAGUGAGUGGACGUAAAGGUGCUUGGACCGAUAGCAUCUCCUUGCACACCAAUUUUGAGCGUACAAUUACUUGUGGAGGCAAGGGAGGGGGCGACUUCACUGUACCAACACCAGCAAAUACGGAGAUCCGCUCGAUCGUGUUCAAGGUUGGAGAUCAUUUGACUGAUCUCAGCGCUUUUGUGCUCGAGUCUUCGCUGAUCAGUUUAACCGAAGGCAAAACAAUACAGGAGCUCAAGAGAUUGCUGUCGUCCAGCGAGCCUUCAUCUCGCCAGAACGCCAUUUCUGCAGCGUUGCGGUAUCUAGAUAACAUCGCGCGACAACCGGAGGACCCUAAAUUCCAGUGUAUUCGCGCUAGCAACAAGUUUUUCGCUUCGAACGUGGGAGCGCUUGGAGUUGAACCGGCCAAGUCAUUCAUGCUCUGGUGCGGCUUCGAAGAGAUCUCUGAGCAAGGAGAGCAGUUCUUCACUUUCAAGCCAUCGCAAAUGCAUGCCAAGACAUCACCACAGCGGUUGGCAGCGGAAGCCCACAAGCGGGCUCAUUUUCUCAAGAAUGUCGGUACACAAUAAGAGUGCGUUUAACGAUUAGUUGGUAUAUGAACGCACAAUCAAUACCGAGAAAAAGCAAACGGCUAGUACAGUGUAUGUAGCGUAAAUGAAAGCUUGCCUGAGUUUCUCGUGGUAGCUGAAUGGACUGCUUUACAAUCGUGAAGCUUAACGGAA
Phytophthora nicotianae INRA-310 is the source of this 4169-nucleotide messenger RNA. RefSeq lists its product as hypothetical. The record is from RefSeq and is a predicted model, not a curated record. Lineage: Eukaryota; Oomycota; Peronosporomycetes; Peronosporales; Peronosporaceae. Gene Ontology annotation, molecular function: peptide-N4-(N-acetyl-beta-glucosaminyl)asparagine amidase activity. The transcript is spliced from 5 exons. Gene Ontology annotation, cellular component: cytosol; nucleus. Bases 20 to 3253 code for a protein of 1077 amino acids. Gene Ontology annotation, biological process: protein quality control for misfolded or incompletely synthesized proteins; glycoprotein catabolic process; protein deglycosylation.